UUUGAUUGGGUUUUGACUUGCCUACUGGGGGUUUAUGAUAAGCGUCAUUAUGAUCCGAUUUCGGGUCGUGAUCAAUUAUAUAAGAACAUAAUUACAUAUAUAACUUCAAUUUCCAAUGGACACAAAAACGCCGGGUGAUUUCUUCCCAUAUAUUUCUAGCAUUGGUGGACAGACUUACAUGGUAUUUGUUAAUGAUGGGAGGUGAAAGGUAUUUCGUGAAACUAGUCGAGAUGCAUGCAAGAUGGCCCGGACACCACGGUUAUAAAAAAAACAUAUAUAAUUUAUAAACUCUUAUAAAAUCUAUUGGGAUGUCCCAAGAAGUAAUUAUACCAACCAUUCUUGUUUUCCAUUUCUUCAUCAUCCAGCAACCCAAUGAGUUCAUAGUUGUGGCCUCAAUCAGUUUUUAAAAGUAUCCAUUUUGUCUUCCAAGAAUUGCUACAAAAUUCCCCAUAUUUUAAUGGUCCUCUGCUAUGAUAAAAGAAAAUGGACCUACAUGAACCUUCAAGUACUUCUUUCAAACAAAGCAAAAGCUGAGAAAAAGCAAAUCUUUCUGACAAUUUACACAUGCAACCUCUUAUUAUUCCUCAGACAUGCUUAAAUUUUGGGCAUCUCAAGUAAAGCCAAACAACAGCCUUUUCAUCAAAUCCUUAUUAGGUUCAAACUCUCAGUUCUCUUAAUAUUUGUUUGUUUGUGUCUUAUGUAAGAGUUCUUUUAGAUAGAACUGUAUGUUAUGUCUUCUGUGAUGGUGACAACUUAUCAGAUGAAGAGUCUUAGUACACUGGAGCUUAUGUUGGAGGAACUUCAGCAAGAAGAGGAAGAAACAAAUGAUUUGCCGCCACCUUUGCCUGUUAGGCCUGUCACAAAGGCUAGGUUGCCUAAGGGAAGAAGGAAAUUGACACCAUUUGGUAAAGAAAAGAGGAAUCUUGAAGACAUUAGGGUUCAAGAAAAUGCAUUUGUUGAUCAAUGGAGUACUUCAGCGGAGAGGGAUUCUGCAGCCAUGACAGAUAAGAUUUGUUUGAUGGUUGAUCAGAGAGAAGGAGCUGAACUGAGUGGAGUACUGCAAAUUCAGAAAUGCUUUCGUGGCUACCAAGCCCGCCGGUACUAUCAUGAGCUUAAAACUGGAGCAGUAGCUCUUCAAUCAUUUGUGCGUGGAGAAAUUGCCAGAAAGUGUUAUCAUGGUCUCACUAGGAGGUUAACAGCAAUUAUCGUUAUACAGAAACACAUGAAGGAGCAACAUCGUAAAGUAAUAAAACGACAGCAAACUGCAGCCAUAUGUUUGCAAUCUGUUAUUCGAGGUUGGUUAACUCGAAAGCAGUUCAAUCUCUCGGGUGUUGGAAAACGAUAUUGUGUUCAGAAUAUUAGAGGAAAGAAUGACCUUGACAAUAAGGAGCAAGAAACUAAGGUACCGCGUUCAGUUCUGCUUGAUCUUCAGAGGCGUAUUCUGAAGACAGAAGCAGCUCUGGAGAGAAAGAAAGAGGAAAAUGCAGCUUUGAGGCUACAUAUUCAGCAUUAUGAGAUAAAGUGGAAUCAGUAUGAAUCAAAGAUGAAAGCUAUGGAAAAGAUGUGGCAAGAUCAGUUAACGUCUAUACAAAUAAGUCUGGCUGUUGAAAGAGAAAAACAGGAGGACGAAAAAACUAAGGGAGAACUCAGACUACUGAUACUUCAAGAUCAAGAUGAAAUUGUGCAUAACGGAUUCCCAAGAACUACAUCUCUUAGAACGAGUGCACUGAAUCUUACCGUAGAGGUACAUGAUACACAACCACAACCAAGUGGCAGAUCAAAUCCCAAGAACCAGUGUAACAACCACCAUGUAAUGGAUAUGGUCAAUCACUAUCAAAAUUUUGUCGUCCACGAUCAAUGUAAAUCAGGGGAGGAGGCUUCCACCCUCAGGCCUAACGUUGAGCUCCAUAAGCUGAAGAUUAGAUUUGAAGCAUGGAAGAAGGAUUACAAGAAUAAAUUGCGGGAGGCAAAAGCGACAAUGAAGCAAUUAGGACACUCUGAAAGAGGAAAAGGUUCAAAGAUAUGGUGUGGAAGAUGAAAAAGUUAGUGUCUUAUGUCAUAUCCUCCUCCAAUUGUAGGACAUUCUCGGAGGAUCUGACACGGAU
This is a messenger RNA of Solanum dulcamara, 2105 nucleotides long. RefSeq names its product myosin-3-like. Gene Ontology annotation, cellular component: spindle pole. Gene Ontology annotation, biological process: mitotic cell cycle; spindle organization; establishment of meiotic spindle localization. The transcript is spliced from 6 exons. The record is from RefSeq and is a predicted model, not a curated record. Lineage: Eukaryota; Viridiplantae; Streptophyta; Magnoliopsida; Solanales; Solanaceae. The coding region runs from base 731 to 2038 and encodes 435 amino acids. Gene Ontology annotation, molecular function: protein binding.